AUGGAGAUGCUUCACACUUCAGGCACUACAGGCUUGCCCAAGGUUGUAACUAUUUCCCAAUCAUGCAUUGCAGCUAUGGAUGUACAGCAUCGCAUUCCCCACGAAGAGGAGCAGAAACCUUAUUUGUGCGUUCUUGCUGAGGCAGAAAAGCCGUUCAUUGGAUUUCCACUAUUCCAUGUUGCCGGGCUCGCUCUAAGUUGCUUCCUACUCCUUUCACGGUGUAAGCUGGUAUUUGGACCUCCCGGUAAGCCAGCAAGUAGAGAAGUUGUACAGGAAAUUCUUCGGGUCGCAGAUGUGGAUGCACUGCUCCUACCCCCAUCAGUGCUUGAGGAUAUAACUUGCGAUUCGACAAUUCUGGAUCGUGUAAACACUUUGCGAUAUAUUCUGUACGGUGGAGGUUGUCUUAAUCGAAACGCAGGGGACAUUUUAUCCAAUAGAACGCAAUUGCUGAAUGGAAUUGGAAGUACAGAAUGCGGCAGCAUUAUCCAAUUUCCAAUGGACUCAAGAUAUUGGAACUACUUCCGCUUUUGGCCUCGCUUGAAUGGAAUCGAAUGGCGUGAGACUUCUGAAGGCUCAGGAGAGUUUGAGAUGGUUAUUGUCAAAGAUGAUGAUGUGGCACAAUAUCAAACUGUUUUUCACAAUUUCCCGGAGCUGAGCGAGUGGUGCACAAAGGAUAUUUUUGCACCACAUCCAACUAUUAAAGAUCUCUGGGAGUACCGGGGACGGACUGAUCAGCUUAUUGUUUUCUCGACAGGAAAAAAGUUGAACCCUAUAGACAUAGAAUCAAGUGUCUCCACCUGUUCGGGCGUCCGCACGGCCCUCGUCUUCGGUAAUAAUCGGCCACAUCCAGGGCUUCUGGUAGAAUUGGAGGCACCCGCAGAGAGUUCAGCAAUGGAUCGUAUUCAUAGCGAGAUUUUAACAACUUUAAAUAAUUCCCAGAAAUAUAGCUCAAAGGAAACCCUUAUUAUGGCUCGGGAUAUCCUUAACGCGAAAGCUAGCAAGCCAUUCGUCCGUUCAGCGAAAGGGACUGUGGAUCGAAAGAGAUCAUUAGAGCUAUAUGCUCCGGAAAUCGAGAAAUUUUAUUUAACUCAACCUUAUAGUUUCGAUACACCCACGUUUGAUUUCUCCAGCAGAGAUGCACUGUCAGCGGGCCUGUGCGAGCUCGUAGGUGAGCUCACUUCCACUUCAAGGCUGAGCGCUGAGGACGACUUUUUUGCUGCCGGUCUAGACUCAAGAAGGGUACAAAUCCUAGCAGCUUACUUGGAAAGCAGUUGGAAAGCUGUUAUGACCAAUGCUUCUGAAAUAAGAGAUUCGACUACCGAUCUGAUUUACGCACAUCCAACUGCGGCUAGAUUGGCAUCCUAUUUCUGCCCUGGCCCACUCGAGAGUGGUUUGGGAAGAGAGCACGAUAAUGCUAUUCAGGAAAUGCGUAAUCUCCUAGAGCGGUUAGUCUCUGUAAUUUCUGUAUUCGGCGACUAG
Messenger RNA from Aspergillus tanneri, 1479 nucleotides. RefSeq lists its product as uncharacterized. The record is from RefSeq and is a predicted model, not a curated record. The coding region runs from base 1 to 1479 and encodes 492 amino acids. The transcript has 2 exons. NCBI's taxonomy places the organism in Eukaryota, Fungi, Ascomycota, Eurotiomycetes, Eurotiales, Aspergillaceae.